AUGGCGGAGAUGGAGGAGUAUGAGACAGACACUGACUGGUUUGCCACAGGAAUCGGCGAGUCGACUUUAAUUGAGGCGGCCUCCACGGGACCUAGCGCCGGCGGCGGGGGCGGCGCGCCUGCCAAGAAGAUGCCGGCCAUGGAUUCCGGUGCCCCGGGCCAAUUAAUCGGGUUGGAGGAUUAUGCCAGCUUUUCUGUCCAUGGGAGAGACAUGAUUGGAUCUGUAACACAUUGGCAUUUCGAUUCAUUUGGCCCUGUGAGUACUCAACAGAGUGUCAAUCAGCCAACUGAUGCUAUUGGACAGAGCCAAAUGAGCAGCAACGUGGAUUGGCCUAUUCCUAUUGCUGAAUCUGUAGCACAUAUGGAGGAAGAUGCCCAGGCUGAAGGCAAUGUUGACGAGGAAUACCAAGUUGACGGAGAAACCGACUCUGAUCAUUAUGAUGAUUUUCUGGUUCGUUGUGAAGGUGAUACAGAUGUUGAGGAAUGCUUCCCAACACCAGUGGCAGCAGAUUAUGUACUUGAGAAAGAGAAUCCAAGGGUAGAGAGGGAAGAUAUCCAGGGACGAGGUAGAAAAAAAAAUGCAAAGGAUAAGGCGGAGCUGUCAAGAGCAGCCAAGAGAAGGGCAAUAGAAGGAGUACUGGAGGAAGAAGGCAUGCCAUUUAGUGAUCAAGCAAGUGAUGACUGCAGGGAGUUGGAUGAUUCUAGCGAUGAUGAUGGAGCUGUGGAUCCAAAGUCCGUGUCCUUAACAAAGAGGAAGAGCAGAUCAAAGAAACUAGAGAAGAGAAUUUAUUAUGAUGAAUCAAAUCCCAUUGCACAUGAGCUACUGCAGGUGAAGUUGUGCUUCUCUGACAUCCAUCAGUACAGAAGGGCACUAACAAACUACCAUAUUGUGAAUCAACGGGACUUCGAAUAUUUAAGAAAUGAUCAUGACAGGAUCACUGUUUGCUGCAAGUCCGGAGGCACAUGUGCCUUUGCAAUUCUGUCAUCAACUAUCACAGGGGAAACUACCCAUGUAAUCCGUUGGCUUGUUUUACCUCACACAUGUGGAAAGACAAAUGAAAGUUCAAGAAUCAAUUGCGCUUGGGUGAGCAAGACAUAUGAAGAUCAGAUUAGAAUUGAGCCCAACAUGAAAAUAACAGCCCUCAUUGAGAUGGUUAAGAAGGACCAUGGGGUUUCCAUUUCCACACACAUGGCAUAUAGGGCCAAGAACAAAGCACUACAGGUGAUUGAUGGACACCACGAGAGUCAGUAUUACAGGAUAAGAGAUUACCUACAGACUGUGUUGAACACAAAUCCGGGCAGCAGGUGCAUUGUGAAUACCAUUGUCAAUCAAAUCCCACGGAAGAAUCCUAGAUUCCAUGGAUUAUUCUACUGCUUGAAUGCACAAAUUAAGGGAUUCCUAGAAGGUUGCAGGCCUUUCAUUGGCGUAGAUGGAUGUUUCUUGAAAACUGGCACUGGAUUUCAAAUCCUUGCUGCUACGGGUAGGGACGGCAACAAUAACAUGUUCCCUCUCGCCUUUGGAGUUGUCGGAAAAGAGGAGACUUCAACUUGGUGUUGGUUCCUAACCCAACUCAAGUAUGCUUUAGGUGGUGGAAGAAGUAAGCAUGGGCCCUUCACUAUCAUGUCUGAUCGUCAAAAAGGGUUGUUAAAUGCGGUGAGCCAAGUCUUUCCAGAGUGUGAGCAACGCUUUUGUCUUAGACACAUAUAUGCUAAUUUUCAAAUAGCUGGAUUUAGAGGAGAAGACCUAAAAAAGUUAGUAGAUGCUGCUGCAUAUGCAUAUAGUCAUAGUGUUCAUGUAGUUGCAAUGGAUAUGCUAAAAGUAUUAAACUUAGAUGCAUGGACUUGGCUUACCAAAAUUCCUACUAAGCAUUGGGCACGCCAUGCUAUGGACACAACAUGCAAGACAGACCUAAUUGUCAAUAACAUAAGCGAGAUUUUCAAUAGCUACAUCCUUGACCAAAGGGACAAGCCCAUAGUGACAAUGAUGGAUCAGAUUAGGACCAAGCUUAUGGCUAAGUUUGCAGAUAAUAGAGAUGGAGUGGUUGUUGCGCAUUGGGAAAUAACGCCACACUAUGUUGAACAACUAGAGACAGAGAAGAGGUUUUCUAGGUGGUGCACUCCGGUGAAUGCAGGAAAUGAUAUAUGGCAAGUUGAGAUAACAAGUAAUGGGAAAAGGGAAGUGCAUUCUGUGAACCUACACAACAAGACAUGUGGAUGUAGAAAAUGGGACUUAACCGGUGUGCCAUGCAAACACGCCAUAUCGGUCAUCUACAAAGCAAAGCAAUAUCCUGAAGACUUCGUUAGUGAUUUUUUCAAGAAGCCAAUGUAUGCCCUGGCCUAUAAGGAAAUGAUUUAUCCAGUGCCGGGUCAACAUGAUUGGGUGAAAACUGAUACAAUAGAUAUAGAGCCUCCUAUCUUUCAUAGCAAACCUGGACGAAAAAAGAAAAAGAGAAGGCCAAGUGCAGGUGAAGGGCCAGAUGGAACCAGAAGAAUGACGACAAUCACGUGCUCUAAUUGUAACCUUAAAGGGCACAGAUACACCACAUGUACUGUGCCAUUGAAGCCUCAUCUCGCAAUUAGAAAGGUCGGACACAAGAGCAACCGUCAGCGGCCUGGGUACUUGGACGUGCCUACGGCUCCUUCCUCGCCUACAGCUACAGCGCCUCCACCUCCCCCACCCGCACCACCACAGCAAGCUCCAUUUGCAGCACCACGCCAAGCUGCAGCUACAACACGUCAGCAUGCUCCAGCUGCAGCACAUCAACAUGCUCCAGCAGCAGCACAACCUCGACAUGCUCAAGCUGCAGCACAUCAACAUGCUCCAGCAGCAGCACAACCUCGACAUGCUCAAGCUGCUGCACAACCUCGACAUGCUCAAGAUGCACCAAGGCAGAAGCUCCCUUCUAUGCGGGGACGACGACAUAUGCAUUACACCGAGUCUCGACUAUAUGGUUACUUCACAGCAAGUAAUGGCCAAGGUCGGCAACAGGAGGAAGAAAAUCAUAUCUGA
This is a messenger RNA of Lolium rigidum, 3009 nucleotides long. RefSeq lists its product as uncharacterized. Gene Ontology annotation, molecular function: zinc ion binding. Lineage: Eukaryota; Viridiplantae; Streptophyta; Magnoliopsida; Poales; Poaceae. The transcript is spliced from 4 exons. The record is from RefSeq and is a predicted model, not a curated record. Bases 1 to 3009 code for a protein of 1002 amino acids.